ACAAAGAUACAAACAUCAGGAAAUCAACUGUUUUUUACACAUCGGUUAUGAAGAUAUCAAUUAAUUGGUGUUGAAAACUGAGUUUGGGUUUAUUCAUACCCAACAACCUUGCUACUUGUUUAACUUGAAAUUUUUAUGAUGAGUGGUUCGAGACCGCAUAUCAGUAUCACCUUCCGUAAAUCAAAGAAGCCACAACUCAAUGACAGUGUUAGAAUCAUGCGAAAUAGGGGGUUGUUAAAUACAUCGAGAAGAUUACUGCAAAAGUCAGUCAAUCAAUCUUUCACUUCAGCCACCUCUCUUCGUGCUAAUAAUGCUUCAUUAGCGAAAAAACUAGCCGAAUUGCAAGUUGAAUUAAAUAACCAGAAGAUGGCUACACAGCAAGCGAAUAUUGAACUAUUGAAUUGUCGUAUGGAAGUAGUUCGUUUACAAGCGUAUAAAGAAGCCAAAGAGAGAAUCAAGGCUUGUAUUCUAAACGUACAUGAAUUAUUGUGUUCACAAAUUGAAAUGGGAAUGUCCAUGAUGAAUUAUGUGAAAGAUUCAAUAUCGGUAUUGGAUAAAAAUGAUUCAUUGGAGCUAUUGUCAAAUCCUACAUCAAGUCUGCUUGGUGAAACAGUAGUUGAUCCAAAUGCAUUUGAUUCUGUUUGUAGAAAAGAAUUUACAAAGCCUGCUCAACAGAUAACAGAACAGAAUGUUCGUCAGCUAUCUAUUGUUUAUCCUGAAGUUCAAUCUCCAUCAUCAUCCACUUCAUUAAUAACAGGUCCGGUGAAAAUGGCAUUCAGUCCUAACGAUCACAGUAUUGCUAAGAAUAUUAGCACUAAUCAUAUUAACAAUAACAGAUUUAAUGUACAACCGAUACCUCUUAUUGAAACAUUAAAUACUGACGUAAAAUCAUCACAGUCUAUCUGUCAGGAACCAGAACCAUCUUGUGAAGAAGUUUUACCUGAAAUACUGACUAGUCCAAUAACUUGUAUUUCUGAAAAUAAUAUUGCAAGCAAAAGAUGUCCUCCAAUAGUAGAUACUAAUGUAAAUAAUGUUGAUUUAGACAAUGAUAAUGAUAUUGAUAAUACCUACAAAAACAUUAGUCCUGUACAUUUUUCAGUUCAAAGUUUACCACAAUCGUGUGUUUCUGUAAAUAAUAAACCUUCCGUCAUUGAUUCAAAGAAUAUUGAUCAACUGGUCGUUCCUAAUCUUGUCAAUAGUUGCAAUAGUAAGAACAAUGAGUGUGUAGUUAACCCUGUUGAUCAUCAUGAAAUACAAUCAGCUCGACCUCAUCUGGUGCGUCAAGCUCGUCUAAAUUCAAAACCAAUCAUUGACACAUCAUCUUUUAUGGAAUCGUUUAUUGUUAAAACAACAACAAAAGAAAAGAAGAAAAAAUCAGGUAAACAUCGCCUGAUUCGUGUCAGAGAUAGUGAUGAUGAAGGUGAAAAUGAUAUCAACAUUAAAGGUGAUAAAUUAAAAAAUAAUAUUGGUGUUGUUGGUGGCGAUGAGGAUGGAAGUGGCCGAGUCAUUGAAACCUGUUUCCGUCGGCCUGGUGAACUUGUAUUUAGAGUUGAUUCAAAAAAUGUCAAUCCAUCAUCAACGAUUGGUGUCAGUGACAAACAGACAACUCGAUCCAAGUCGAAAUUACCAGCAACGACAAUCAAUCAACAGUCAAGAUCGAAAUCAAAACCUCAAACUACUACUACUACUACUACUACUGCUUAUAUUAAUAGUAUCAAUAGUAAGAAGACUAACAAAGAUGUGAAUAGUAAUGAAUUUAAAAAAUUGUCGAAAGUAGUUGGAACGGAAAUUAAAACAGUGGUAAGUUCUUUCUCUUCUUGGUAUUUAAUAUAAAACUGACCCUUACAGAAUGAGUUUGAUUAUAAGUCAACGUAUACAAAGCUCUUGUUUGAUUAAAUCAUGUUUCUUAUAGGAUUAACAUUUUUCUAUUUUUUUUCAUUAAAAAGUUGGACAUGAAACAUAUUUGUAUCGAUUCAGGUUGUCGCAAUAUAUCAACACAGUGAAAUGGAAUUAUGAAGAGAUAUAUCUGGGCUGUAGAAGUAGUAAUAGAAAAGAUUAGUCAUAGAUAAUGUGAUUCAAGAAGAAACAAAUAGUGAGUGUAUCUGUGUAAUUGAGGCAGAUUUUAAAUCAUAUUAUCUAACUCCAACCAGGAAGUAAACAUUUACUUAUACAGUUAUGUCCAUUUGUCAAUGACUUUAUGAAUUGAUACUAGGUUUUGGUUGGGUUUUCCCCUAGCUUUCUCUCGAACUAUUAUAUAAACAAAAGUCGCGCGUUGAAUUAGAUGGUGCCUGGUCAUAUGUAUCAUAUUCCGAACGUAUUACUCCAUGAAAGUCUCACUAAUUCACCAACCAAUUUACCAUCUUAACAAGGUGCUGUGUUUUAAUUUCAGUAUUAUUGGUUAGGUGAUCCCAUUGGACGUGAACAAUGUUCUGAAGGUAUCAAUGAUCGCAUACUAGUAAUCUACAAGUAUCCUCUAUUUUUAAAGCCCACUUUUCACAGCCACUAAGUAGAAUUAAACAAUAUUUCACAGUAUAUUCGUCCUUCAAUUGCUACACAGAAAUCUCACGCCACAGGUGACGCAAGUUGAUAAAAACCAAGCGAUAUGUCAUACAACUAGCCAGAUGCAUGAAUUAUAAUAUCUAGUUACUACAGUGGCCGUUGAAUUAAAUUCUCUGAAAAUGAGUAUCACAUUUGUGUGUAUUUGUAAUGGGAUUUCCGGCUCUUAGUUUCAAGCCAAUUUUUAUUGUACACAUUCAGUCAUAAAAAUUCUAAACCUCACUCCAACUGUACCACUAUGUUUGAACCACCGGGUGCUUUCACAUUAUCGCUGAGUUUCAUGUAUAACUGUUGUGUCCCGAUAAGCAUAAUGAAUGGUAACUUUAGGGAUCUAUUUGUGGACCAAUACCAUACGUAUAUUUUUAUCGUUUAAUUGUUAAAUAAUUAAAGUGUUCAUAUUCAUGUCCCUCUUAUUGUAAGCUUUAUUUUGACCUAUGAACUAUUAUUAUACGAUCUAUCAUUCUUGAAUCAUGCCCUGUGUAUUGAUUACUACCUCCCACAUUCACAGCCACAUUUGGCCAAAUCUUGUAUAAAUGUUGUUUCCUAUUUUAUUGGUACGAUGUGGUCUGUCUGGUUUGUAUAUGAACCCAGUAUGCUUGGAAUAAACGAUUCAUAUCACAGAGGCUGAGAUUUGUGUUGUGGACUUAACUGGCCGGGCUAGCCGGAAAGCAGGACUAAUCAGGACUCUAGACUACUUGUACGGGUUUUACGCGUCCUUGGUCCGAUCGAUAAUUCACUGCUUUCUAAUUGGCGGUAUCGUUACGUUAUACAUUAACAGGGCACUCAGGCUACAAGUUAUAACUAAUGGGAUUGAAAAUUUAACAUCCACUAACUUUACAGGAAUAAUAUCUGUACUUGGAUAUUCUUAAGUUGGGCUUGAUUAGACGAGGUCAUAUUGACAUGUAACGAUCAUUCUUGCAAUAAAUCAAUUUUAGAUGAGAUUCUAAGUAUUAUGUAGCUUAGGUGACCUGAUUAACUAAAGUUAAACACUGUUAGAUGCAAGCUCAGUGGCCUCGAAGUUAAGCGUUCGCGUGAGACCGAAGUUAUCGGGUUCGAGUCCUGUCUAGGGGGUUGUAGGUGCGCACUGUUGAAGAGUCCCUUACUAGUACGAAGCGGCCGUUUAGCGCUCUCAGGUUUGCGGUCGUGGUCUAACGGUAAUUGGCUCAUGGUCUCAAUAAAAAAAUCCACUUUUGUAUGUUUUAAUUUAAAUCGUGUUUAAUAUUUCUGUUUAUUAUUAUCAUUAUAACAUGGUUUUCACUUUUAUCUUUCUCUCCAACCUUUAAUUUCUUCAUCAUCUCAAAUUACAAUUUAAUUGUAGAAUAUUUUCGAUUUAUCAAUGAAUCGAACUGCUGAUCUAUCUGUUCUUCCGCCUACUUUAAAUGAUUUACGCAUUAAGCAUAAAGAACAACGACAACAACAAGUGGACUCAAACACUGAAGCCCAGAAAGAUACCACUGCCAAGAUGGCGAUGACGACAAGGAAACGUUCUGUUCUUGGUGAAUUACAACAACAAGAAGAUGAUAAACUCUAUUCUGUUGUAAAGAAUAAUAAUAUUGUAGAUGAACACCGUCGUCUUUCAGUUGUCUUGACUCCAAUGUAAGCUUGUUUUUGGUUUUAACAGAUAGUAAAAAAAUGUAAGGUUAAUUGAGAGUUAGAUUAGAAGACUAUUAAAGCAGUUUGUAAUGACAAUACUCAUAGUAAUAAGAAAGAAUAUAAAUUUGUAUCUAAUCAAAAUCAUCAUUUACGUAGUAAAGAUUUAUCUACAUACAAUUUAGUUGUAAAAAGAGUAUGAAAACCAAAUUCUAUGAAGCGCGGCAAUUUACAUCCACAACUCGUUAAAAGUUUAUAGCUUUAACCAUAGAGUUAUAGUGCUCCAAUAUUUCACGUAUAAAGUUUAAUGCAGACAUCCGGCUCUUAAACCGAGUCGGUAGAUGUAAGUAGUCAAUGUAAACGGUAUGAAUAUUCAUUUCAAAUCAUUAGUGCAUAAUAGAUUUAACCAACCUAAAAACUAUGAAUAACACAUGAAUCUGCUUUUAGUGACCAGCUAUUACGAAUAGAGUUUUCUUGAUAUUUCUGUACUGUCUUCUGUGUUUAGGAUACUUGUCCAAACGAUUUCGGUUAAAUAGUUCCGUGGUUAUGUUCUUCAACUGGUUAGUUAAAAUGAUAUUUCAUAUUACUGAGAAGAUUUCAAAUUAUCCAUUUCUUUUAAUUAAAUAGCAGUUCUGUUAUUCAAAUAUGUCAUCAAUAACUUCCAGUUUCACAUUUAUGCAUUGACCGUUAUUGAUGUCUGAUUAGUUUUUCUCGCUUUUAGUUUUCUAUUUUUAAUGCAUCUGAGGGUUCAAUAUUUACUUCCACAAUAAACAGGGCUGUUCUGUCAUAAUUUUGACACCCUUUCGGAAUAUUGAAUCUGUCCUAAAAAUCGUCUAUUUAGUUCGUUUAGGUUCAAUUUCAUAGAAGAAUCUCUAAGUCUUUCGUAAUUCUGGCUCUCACACAUGCACGUAUUGAGGGAUCUUUUCACAUCAGACACUCGAAUGGAAGCGAAAAGAAUGGAUUGUUUCGUCUAUCAAAAUAUUUUUAUGCUAUCGGGCUAAAACUCGUUACUGAAUAAGAAAGCGACAGACAAAGAAAGUAAUAUCAAUCUGUCAUCUCUAUGCUGAAACUAAUUGCAACUUAGGUGCGGUCAUCAACUGAAUCCCGUCCAGGUCAAGAAUUGUGAUGCUAACCAAGUACUUGAGGAUACCCGGGUCGCUCAUUUACGGACAAAUUAGACCUGUGUAAAUGGAUUUUAUUGAGUGAAUAUUAGCAUCAGCUCAGAUACUGAGAAUUUUCUGUUGCAGAUUUUUACAUAUCACAUACAAAUACUGUUUUCCUAGUGUCAUCGCCAACUCCUUCAACACAGUAAUCAUGGUUAUGCUGCGUGACUUGUAUGUGCUCACAUCAUCACCUAUAAUGAUCGAUGAUUACUUUUGGAAAAAUAAUUGGUCAUGGUAUUUCAUGCAUAGUUACAAUUUGUUUAUUUAUUUUUCUAGAUGUGAUGAAAAUCAACCUCCAUUCGAUGCACCAAUAUCCAAUUCAAAAAAUAAUAAACGUCAAUUUCGUCGAUUAUAUUUAUUCGAUCAAGAGAACGAAGACAACGAUGAUAAUGGCAAUGACGUUGAUGAUGGUUAUAGACUUAAAAAUAUGAAAGCUGACGUUGGUAAUACUGCAGGUAAACAAUCAAAAGAUAAUAACCCAACUUCUUCGAUUGGUAAGCUCGGUAAUAAUCGUAAUAGUAAUCUACCAAUGACGAUCAACCCUAAAGUAACUACUAGUCGAUCACGAAAAAGGAAUUGAUUGAAAAGAAAAGCACAUUAAUGUCCUGUUGAGUUAUUUUAUCCCAAUGCAAAAAGUAUCUUUUUUUGUAAGUUGAUUAAAUUUCUCUCUCUCCAUUCCCGUACUUCGUACAUUUCUUUCUUCUGUGUCUGUGAAGAUUCACACUCACUAGGCAUGCUUACAAUUUUGUGGGUUUUUUUGAAGAUUAAACCAAUCAAGCUCAGAGUAAUUGUUGUGUAUUUUAAGAAAAAUGUUAUAUUUCAAGAUUCACGUCGCAUUCGUUGAAGACUGAUUGUACACUGAGUAUUAACUACUCAGAUUAAUGUAGAUAAUUUAAACAUGAAAUGAUAUUAGAAUAUCAUGAUAAAUUGUGGAUUUAUACUGUCUCUUUGAUGAUAUUCAGUUGAAAGUAGUGAGUUGAAAACUGUAAAUUUAGUUCUCAUUACUAGUUGUGACACCAGUCAGGAUAGUUACAUCUGUUCAGAUUCCACUAAAUGUCACAACUAGAGACAUGAGAAAACAUCUCGGAUAAUCACUUUUCUAUUAUCGUUGAUCUUUUGAAUUGAUUAUUCAACUUGUUGUAGCUUGUGCAAUGUAAAUUAUGUUGGUCAUUUUAAAGGUUAAUCAUGGGAAUAUUAGUAAAUUUUUAAGUAUUGUCAUCAUAUUAUUACACAUUGACUGAUAGUUUGCUGUACACUGAUUUUGUAGUUAUAGUACUAGUAGUUCAAUCAACCGGAAUUUGAAUUUAUUUCUCAUUCUGUUUUAAAAUAAUGGCUUAACAGUUAAAAAGCAUUCAAUUUUAGACGGUUAAAUUGCAAAUUCAAGUCCUUUUACAUAUCUAUUUCAAUCUAAACAGUUGUGUAGUGGUAGUAUCAUUAAACAUCAUGUACUGCCAUUGUGGUAUGUGCUACUUAUAUCGACAUGAUGAGUAGUAUAUAACGAUAGUCACGAUUAGAAUGUCUGGCAGCAGAAUGUCGAGAAGGAAAGAACGUGAACAGAAAGUAAUUGGUAUGAAAAUGCAGGAACAAUAAAGUCUCAGACGAUUGAUUAAUAUUUGCAAAAGAAACAGUCAAGUUUGAGACAAUUAAUUGAUAUUUUACAAAUGAAGUAUUUACUGUGUGAUUCUCAGAUUUUAGUAAGAUGUUCUGUAAUUUUGUUUUCAAAUGCAUUUGGUUGUCCUCACUUAUGUUCUCGUUCACUACACUAUGAGUAUGUGUAGCUUAGACAACUGAGUUCUGUUUUUAGUAAAAUGAGCAUCACUUUUCAAUCUUUUAAAUGAGGUACGUUAGUCUGUCAGUAACAACGUAGAACUUCGUAUGUACAUACAUCAGUUCGAGUUGCCAUACCACAUUAGCACAGAGAUACAAUUGUCGAUUCAAAUCCCAUAGUAGUAGGUAGAGGAAGUAAAAGUUUAAGCAGUCAUCGGAACGAUUUACGUUUGAAGAUGUUCUUCAAGGAGUAUAAUGCAGUGCAAUAAAUUCGGAAAGAGAAAAAAAGAAGGGACAUACAAAAAUUUAGAAUAUUAGAAUUUGGGAGAACACAGAGUGGAUGCACCUACGCCAUUGCAAAGUCUCUAACCAUCGGUUGCAAAUCCCAACCAGCUAGUCUACACCUACCAAAAUGGCUCAGUCCACAUGUCAGUGACUUCAUGGAUUUGUGUCAUGUUUUGGUCUGGCCCCCUUCAGAUUUCCUCCAACCUGUAUAUAGAAAGCAUUUAAUUAAGACAGUUAGUUUAUUUCUACCAAAUGUUUAUAUAUAUAUAUAUAUGAUAAUAAAUUAUUUUAAUUCCUUUCCAGAUUUUGAAUAAAUGAAAUAGAUACUCUUAUGGUUGUGUAUAUAUUUUCUAUGAAAACAGCAUACUCAGUUAUAUAGAAUUGACUUGUCUAUUAUUCUUUGUAAAUUUAAAUGAAUAACUUCAUGUUAUCCGUAGUUAUUCCAGUAUCUAAUAUAUUUUAUUAAAGAUUUUUAAAUGGUGAAUAAUUUUUCUUUAAAACAAACAAACAAUACAGUUUACUUGUUUUAAAUCGACCUAAUGGCGUUAACUGUACAUUGAAUUUUGUUUAUAGAAGCUAGAAACUUCCUAACAGAAAUAUCCCAUUUUAUUUUUGUCGAAGUGUUUGUUACUGAUUUUUUAUGUGUGUUUAUCUUUUUUUUCUUAAUUUUCAUUGUUCAUCUUAAUUCUUGUUUAAAUUAAUCACAAUAUUCUAAUUCUUUGUUGAUGAUCAUACGAUACUUGUUAUACCCAAUUAAAUCCAAUGUUACACAACUAAAGAAAAUAGUCUUUUUUUAUUGGCGCUGUUAAAAUGUACACUGAUUUGGUAGUGAUAAUUUAGUGAAGGAAUAUUAACAAUCAUGUUUUAUGGCUUUAGUAUGUGUAGAUAUGAGUCAGGGUUGAUACUUCGACGUACAGUGCUAACAGGUAUAGAAAAGUCGGUUGGAAGAAAGAAAAAUUAUUAAGAGGUGAUCUGUGAAAGUCAUGGUAUCAAUUCAUAAAGUUAUUGACAUUUGGACUGAUUCUAUAUGUCGGAAGAUACGAGCCUUUAGAUAAACAUCUUAAUCUACGGUUGGAGACUUUACUAUUCGUCCAAGUUAUCAGUUAAAAUAAACAUGUCUUAGAGCUUUUCCUGGUUAUUUUCUAAAUUGUAUAUAUUUCUGAGUUAAAUAUUGAGGAGUUAAAACUGUACUCUUAGAUUUAAAUAGUACUAAAAAGGAAUUUCUACUACAAUCAGCUCAUGUGUCUCAAUGCUGUUUAUUUGCUUAAAAGAAAAAGUAUAUAUUCAGAGAAAUCUUCAAGAUUACAAAUG
Molecule: messenger RNA, 8672 nt
Organism: Schistosoma haematobium
Lineage: Eukaryota; Metazoa; Platyhelminthes; Trematoda; Strigeidida; Schistosomatidae
Exons: 6
Coding region: 136-1833 (565 amino acids)
Source: RefSeq, a predicted model, not a curated record